ACGCUUGCAGCCCUCUGGUAUUCACGCUACAGACGUGUGUAACAAUACCACAAUGAACACCUGUACAGUUCUGCAGGCCGCGGGCUCGUAUCGCGACGUCGGAUUCUCGUCGUGCGCCGCCGUGGGCAUCCAGGGCAGGUCGGGUCGCAACGCAUUACCAACCACAAGACUGCACGGAGACGACGGCGGCAUGACCUUUUCGUCGGGAAACACCUGGCCUGCAAACUACCGAUCGCCGCUGCUUUCCCUCCCACCGGAGCUUCGCCGGCAGAUAUAUCACUGGGUAUUUCUCAUGACCCCGGUGCGCAACGGGUCACCAGACCCGGCGUACCCAGCGCCUGAGGUUCGUCGAUGUGAGCUCAGAUGCUUGACGGAGGACCAAGAUGUCGACGACGACGAUGACGACGAAAUGCACCGUGUACAACGGCCGCCGAGGCUCCUCUGCCCGGACAGACCACUGUGUGGCGUGCCAACAAGCCUCCUGCGAAGCUGCCGGCAAGUCUACGACGAGGUCCGCAUGGUGCCGUUUGAAUCAAACGAAUUCGUGUUCGCGACGUGGUUCGCGUCGGGCCUGGUGACGGCGCACGCGAUUGUCACGGGAGUUUUGCGGCCGUGGCAGCGGAGGGCGAUGCGGUACGUGCGAAUGGAAGCGCUCGGCCGCGAGCUCCAGGGCGAGGCGGCGCUGCAGACGUGGGCGGCGCUGAGCGAGACGUGGGCCGGGCUUCGGGGGCUCAGGGUCCGGAUCGCGAGCCCGUCGGGUGGCGACGGCGCGCUGAAUGACUUGAUGUUGUUGUUGCGCUCAUCAACACCACAGCCCAGCGAGAGGCGGGACGCGAACGAAGGGGCCGAGACGAGGCCUGACUGGGAGCUGGUCGGACGCGUGGGCGAGGAAUGGGCCGCCAAGGGGGGGCUUGCGCACAUGAGGGGCCUGGAGAGACUCGAGGUCGAGCUGGCGGUGCCGACGUGGAGCACGCAGACGAAGCUCGACUUUUGCACGGCGGUACAGCGGAUGUUGAGGCAAGGGGGUUCGAGGGCCGUGGUGGUUUGCACGACGAGCGAUGCUGCUGUUGUUGUUGGCUAGGG
Molecule: messenger RNA, 1083 nt
Organism: Purpureocillium takamizusanense
Lineage: Eukaryota; Fungi; Ascomycota; Sordariomycetes; Hypocreales; Ophiocordycipitaceae
Exons: 1
Coding region: 53-1081 (342 amino acids)
Source: RefSeq, a predicted model, not a curated record